Messenger RNA from Blepharisma stoltei, 411 nucleotides. Lineage: Eukaryota; Ciliophora; Heterotrichea; Heterotrichida; Blepharismidae. The record is from the annotation of a GenBank genome assembly.
AUGUCUUCUUCAGUCAAGUUAAAUGCAAGUGAUACAGUUGCGUCAACGAAAAUAGUAUAUGGGAUGGUUCUCAUGUUUCUUUUCACACUUUUCCUUCAAGUUAUUGCGUGAAUUUACACCUAUUGUAAAAUUUAUGUAGAUUUAUAUGGAUCAUUUUGGACUUCUCUAGAGUAUCUCGCUAUUACUGGCGUUACUUGGCCAAUUUAUAUGUACCUAGCUAUUAUACUUUCAGAUAGAGCUUUUAGCAGCUUUGGGAGGCUUUAUUCAAGGGCUCUCAGUAUUUGUAGUCCGAGGGAAAUUGAAAAUCUUAAGAGUCAAAGAGCUCAGCAAAAUGAUCUAGAUCCUAAGAUAUUCCCAGGAUUGCAGCCAGGGGAUUUGUUUAAGGAGAAAGCCAAUGAAAUUAGACUCUAA